GUUUAUAAGUCAGUGAGUGUCUGUAGUAGUUAUGUUAGUGUGUGCGAGGACCUGGUAACCCCUCCACCUGGUACUACUUUUCAUUAAAUACCACGGUGGAAACGCCCAACUAAGCUUGUGGCGAUUAGCAUGGUCGGCUCCGUACGGUGCGAAAGAGGUUCAGCAUACAUGCGUGCUCGAGGCCCCAGAGGAACAGGCGUUUAUGACGCCAUCUGGCCAAACCCCAUUUGGUGCAGCCAGACUGAACCCCUCCCCCACCCCCCCCCCUACUCGGGGUUCCUAAAGGAGACCACUGUGGUUGGCCGCAUGGGAUGUUCAAACUCUCGCUGCGGAGGAAAGACAGCCAUUCUUCUAUGGGGAGAUGGACCGGUACCGCCUGGACCUCUGUGGAAUUACAGGAGGUCCGGUGGACCCGCUCUGGCUACAGUCAUUAUGAGGGCUGGACAGUCCUCCACCCGCGGCAGGAAACUACCAAACAACAGGGAGUGGCAUUGCUGACAUACAACAGAAUGAAUGGGGUGUGGGAGCGUGGAGGCGAGGGGUGGGAAGCCGUAAGUCCCAGGCUGCUGUGGGCUCAUUUCCCAUGGUGGUUGUGAUUUCUUAUGCCCUCACCGACGAUGAAUAUCACACAUGGGCCAGAUCAGCUCAGUACCAACAGUAGGAGGUUGUUAUAUUUCUGUACACCCCAUGGGCUUGGAAUUGCCAACAUGCUGUUCCGGCAUCGGCGCAUCCACACAACAUCAUGGGUGCAUGCGACGUCCAAGAAAGGACAUUUGCUGCACUGUAUAGUGAUGGAACAGUGGAUGCGGGCCCAUGUCCUGAUCUGCCCAUUGAACACCGGCUUAUCAUCUGUACAAUGUGCCUACCAUUCUUCCACUGCGGUGGUGGACGUCCACCGAGUACUCUAUUCAAAUUCACAGUAGCUUGGUCUCAGCUAGUAAGCUCCUCCAGCAGGCAAGGAUGCAUUGGCUGGGUCACGUUGCCCACAAGUCCAGCCACCACAUGCCCAAGGAACUUAUGAUGGGCCGGACAGAAGGAGCUAAAUGUACGCGCGGCUUGGGUUGGAGAAGUGAUGCACUGAUGCGGUAUGGGAGGAUGUGGAGCUGAGAGGACUUGCAGAAAGCUGGUACCAGAGGUGUAACUGGGCAGUUGGAGGCAGUCACCCUCCAACAACAGUGGAGGGCAGAGGAGCGACGUUCACAACAAUGAGCUGAGCGCCAGGCGGCUAAAAUGCAGCAAGUUGGCACAGCAGGGGGCACAGGUGGUGCAUCUGCCAGUCAUUUGUCUACUCAUGGCACCCGGGUCUAUACUGUGACCUCUCAGCAAGCCUUCGACACUUCACGUGGCCUCAUAGUGCACCUAGCCUGGUACAAUCGCUGUGGUGACGUCACCACCACUUCGUGAAGAAUGGCGGCUGUUGUGUCAAUGGUUGUGUGCAUGUCAGUGAAUGUGAGAGCAGCAGUAGUGCGGUGGUUAGCACGCUGUACCAUGAACCAAGCGACUUAAAUUCCCGCUCAUUGCCAACGAAUAUCUGAACCGGUCCUGGGCCUCCUCCAGGUCUACUCAGCCUCAAAUGAGUACCUGGUGCGAUGUGUAAACAUCACCACAACAGGGACAGAGGCGGCUCUGCAUGUGGUGCCGGCCACCAACCACAUCGUGUGCCAUGCCAGCCUUAAUAGGUGCUCACUAACAGUAUUUCCUCUAACAGUCUGUUUAAGCUAUACCGGGUGGGGGUCUUUGUGUGUGGGGGUAGCUGUGCUAAGAUCCCAGCGACCCAAGUUCAAUAGCCAACAAGUGAUGCAUAUCUGGAUCUAUUUUGGGCUUCCCCUAGAUUGUUUCAGCCUUAAAUGAGUACUGGGUGCCACAGUGUGUAAACAAUACCACUGGAGAGACAGUGGGGUUGGCCACCCACCCCCUUGUGUGCAGUGCCGGCCUUCAUAGGUGCUCGCUAACAUCACUUUCCCCAACAGCCUGUUAAUAAGGCUAUAUGGGGGGGUCUUUGUGUAUCGUGUGUGUGUGUCAGCAACUAUUAGAAGUCAAAAGUUUAUUACACAGUGAAGCCAAUUGAGCUGUACAGCUCUUUAUGAAGGGCAACUUGGCCGGGGCCUGUAACGCGUUUUUACUCGCAAGGAGCCAAUGAGACGACGAUUCUGUUGCAGUGGAGACCUGGGAGAGAUACCGGGCACAAGUCAACAAUGUCAGUGGGCGUGAAUGAAAGAAUAAAUUCUUCAAAACCAUAAAAAAGCUUAAAAUUCGAGAGUAUAAAGCGUCACCUUUACCCUGCUAAUUAUACAAUGCAAUGCAUCUGUGUGAAAACGCUCUUAAGUCGUUCUUGCGGUUUGCUUCAAAAGAAAACAAAUAUGGGUCUGAUCCGCGUUGCGCUCCUUGUGUUCGGAUCUGCUGGGGGUCUGUGUGUGUCACGUGCGUUUUGUGUGUAGGUGUAUUGUAUCCUUUGCCUUCCCAAUGAAAACCACUUGCCUAGAAUGGGGUGCGGCUGCAUGGCCGGGUUGGGAGGGAUCAACUAGAGGAAAAAAAAACCCUCUCGUGAGGCACUCCUUGUUAAACGAACGAAGUCACACUCGCGAGGUGAUUGUUGACGAACGUGGUCGUGUGGAAUAGAUGAUGAUGAGCAUGGUCCCUUCCCCCCCACGAUGAGAAGAGGAGACGGCAUUUUCGGAAUCUCUUGGGCGCAGUAACGGUUUGAUGGGGUUGAUACGGCUAGUAACCGCGCGGCAUUCGUGACUUGACGGUGCACGCCGUGUGGGAACACAAGUGGACCGCUGCAGGUAGAGGAGUCGAGGAAACCGGGUUCUGGCCUAAAAGCUCUCAACAGUCCGAGACGCUGACAGAUCGAUACGCACACAGAGUGCGGUAAGCAGUCACAUGGAGCAGUCUGACGAGGAGCUGGAGCACCCGGCCGAGGAGGAUAGCGACCACGAUGAUGCCGAAGAUCUGGACAAGAUGUUUGGGAACUGGCUGGGAGAGCUUGACACGCUCACCAAGGACUUGGACACGAACAAGGUGCCAGUGGCCAAACUUGCGAAGAAUGAAUCCAACUUGGCCAACUUCCGAUACAGAUUUUCAAUGCAUAACCUCCAUGAGGCAUUGAACCAGGGAGAGGAAGUGGACCUCGACGCUCUGAUGGCUGACCUGUGCUCCAUGGGUCAGGAGCUGGAAAACAUCACCAAAGAGCCCUCGCAGCCUGCGGCUCCUCCUAAGCCUCCUGCGGCGCCGGAGCCGGUCAGGGCUAUCCCUGCACCCGUAGCAGCGGGUGUGUGGGUCAAGCCGGCUUCAGUGAAGUCUCACGCCAAGGUGAACGCCUGCGACCAAGCACAGCUAUCGCUGGAGGAGUUGACGGCGCAGCUGGAGCAGGCUUCCCUCAGCAUCGAGGAGGCCGCUGCGUCUGUAGCUGCCCAGCCGGCAGUCCUACACCCUCCUCAGCAGCAGCAGCCUGCCCCCACGGACAGAGUCGCCCAGGAGUCCAAAUCGGGCGACGUCAGCUCCGACUCGACAUCGUCUCGCUCCAGCCUCGCCUCGCUUGCCUCCAGCCAGGACUCGGAGCGGUCGCGCUCACGCGAGUCCGACCUUUCCCAGCAGGCCUCCACGACGACGCCUGUCAAUGAGCACCCGUACCUGGAUAGGAGGACUUCAGUGCUUGUGCGAAACCUGGCGGGAAAACCCAACCACUUGUUGACACAGGAGGAACAGGAAGCCAAACUCAAAGCUGAGAAGAUCAAAAUGGCUCUAGAGAAAAUCAAGGAGGCUCAAAUCAAAAAGCUGGUGGUUCGCAUUCAUUUGACGGAUAGCAGCUCGAAGACGAUGAUGGUGGAUGAACGUCAGACGGUGCGGCAAGUCCUCGACAGCCUGGCGGAGAAGUCCCACACGGACGGCAGUCCGGACUGGUCCCUGGUCGAAGUCAUCCCAGAAUUACACAUGGAGCGCUUUUUUGAAGACAGCGAGAACCUGGUGGAGAACCUGCUGAACUGGACACGGGACAGUCCCAAUAUGCUCAUGUUUGUGGCGCGCAAGGAAAAGUACGCCAUAUUUAAAAACCCGCAGAACUACCUUCUGGGUACAAAUGAAACGAGUGAGAUGGCAGAUCGCAAUAAGGAGGCUCUGCUGGAGGAGUGUUUCUGUGGCUCCACUGUGACGGUGCCAGAGCUGGAGGGAGUGCUGUACCUGAAGGAGGAUGGCAAGAAAUCGUGGAAGAAGCGUUACUUCCUUUUGCGAGCAUCUGGCAUCUACUACGUACCCAAGGGGAAGACCAAGACAUUGCGUGACCUGUCGUGCUUCAUUCAGUUUGAUCACGUGAGCGUGUACUAUGGUCAAGACUUCCGGACUAAAUACAAAGCUCCUACGGAAUACUGUUUUGCCCUCAAGCAUCCACAAAUUCAGAAAAAGUCUCAGUACAUCAAGUACCUUUGCUGUGACGAUGCGAGUGGGCUGCAGCAGUGGGUGACUGGCAUUCGUGUCGCCAAGUAUGGGCGCACGAUGUACGACAACUAUCAAGAUGCUUUGAAGAGGGCCGAGGUGACCUCAGACUGGUCAUCCCUCUCCUCCUCCAGCAUGAAGUCCGCUUCAAGCUCUGGAAGCAUUCCGGAGUCCCAUUCGGGCCACACGGAAGUGGGCAUAUCGGACGCCACGUCGGGGAGCCACACGCGCUCCCAGAGCAUCGUGAGCACCAUGUUCUCGGAGGCCUGGCGACGGGGCACUCAGAUAGAGGAACAGAGCAAGGAGAGGCAUGCAAAAGCUGAGGGUGACAGCAAGGCGAAUGCCAUUCCACCUCCCCCUCUGUCAGGAUUGAAACCUCCUUUUCAAAACUGUAGCGUCCCUUCAGUUAUCCCACCCACCCCCCCCCGACUCUCUACAUCUGUCGAUGGGACCUUUACCACCACCUCCCCCUCCACUGCCAGCGAGCUUCACUAAGCUCCCAGGAGUUCAG
This is a messenger RNA of Petromyzon marinus (sea lamprey), 4942 nucleotides long. RefSeq lists its product as uncharacterized. Lineage: Eukaryota; Metazoa; Chordata; Hyperoartia; Petromyzontiformes; Petromyzontidae. The record is from RefSeq and is a predicted model, not a curated record. Gene Ontology annotation, cellular component: cytosol; plasma membrane. Gene Ontology annotation, biological process: signal transduction.